Molecule: messenger RNA, 858 nt
Organism: Lucilia cuprina (Australian sheep blowfly)
Lineage: Eukaryota; Metazoa; Arthropoda; Insecta; Diptera; Calliphoridae
Product: ribonuclease kappa
Exons: 3
Coding region: 172-459 (95 amino acids)
Molecular function (GO): RNA endonuclease activity
Source: RefSeq, a predicted model, not a curated record
UUUUUAGUAAGAGAAGAACUGUCACAUGAUUUUCACCUGACUGACAUUUUUCUUCGCGAAUUUCUUCAAUAAGUUAAACGACGAAAAAAAAAUAAUAAGGAUUUUCCCUUUGGAAAAUUAUAGAAAUUCAAACGAAAUUUGUUGGUCUAAUUAAAAGAAAACAACAUCAAAAUGAAAAUCUGUGGUCCUAAACUAUCCCUCUGUGGCUUGAUUAUCUCCGUUUGGGGUAUUAUUCAAUUGGUUUUGAUGGGUUUGUUCUUUUACAUUCACAGCGUAGCCUUGAUUGAAGAUUUACCCAUUGAGGAAGAGUAUCACAGCUUGGAGGCUUUCUAUACAGAUGCCAAUGCUGCUUAUAAUCAGAAUGCCUACAAUUGUUGGAUUGCUGCCUGUAUUUAUGUCUUGACUUUGUUGCUCUCUGCCCAACAGUUCUAUGUCAACAGUAGAGUAACUGCCAACUAAAUAACAUAAACUCAAAACUAUAAAACAAAAUAAUCGUCAAAUGCACAUCCUUUUUCUAUCAUGCCAACCUGCAGUGUUUGAAUGAAAAUCAAUUUACACAAAUCGAACAUCAUCAUGGAAUAGUUUGAAUUUAUAGUCGUCGUUUCUUUUAAUAACAAAAGAACUCUUGUGCUCAGGUUGGAAACAAAAGUUUAAAAAAGCAUAUAGACGUUUUUAGUUGCAAUCACCUCUUCUCCAACAAAUCUAAGCAGCAACAUUUUGAAACCACCAUAAGAUAAAAAAACAAUGACGAUCAUCAUUAUUAGUUAGUUUUACAGCAACAGCAAAAACAUCUUAUUAAAUUUCUUUAUGAUUUCUUUAAAUUCAAUAAAAAAACAUGUGUAUUUUUUUAUUAACUAA